Molecule: messenger RNA, 979 nt
Organism: Suillus clintonianus
Lineage: Eukaryota; Fungi; Basidiomycota; Agaricomycetes; Boletales; Suillaceae
Exons: 2
Coding region: 136-924 (262 amino acids)
Biological process (GO): regulation of transcription by RNA polymerase II
Molecular function (GO): RNA polymerase II cis-regulatory region sequence-specific DNA binding; DNA-binding transcription factor activity, RNA polymerase II-specific; protein dimerization activity
Source: RefSeq, a predicted model, not a curated record
GUACUUUUCUCCUCGAGGCCAUUAACUCACCUGAAACACAUGUUGAUCUGAUAAUUUGCUCAUGUUCGAUUCUUUGUAGGCCAUCUAUCUGCGCCAGACUUGCAUCAAGGCCUGCAGUUCCAUAAUCUUAGCCUCAUGCCCACGCAUCAAACGCAUCAAUAUCCGCCACCCGUGUAUACCUCAUCGCCACAACAUGUGUCAAUGAAUCUGCCUGCUGGCUCACCCCCUCCGCCCUCCCCUCACAUGUACGAUCCUUUGUCCCCACCCAUUUCAGGAUCUGACACAUCAGCGGACGGCCUUUACCACCACCAUUCGAGAAACAGCAGCGGGACAGGCUCCCCAUCGUCAUCCCGUGGACCUAGUUUAGUUCAUCGCCAAUCUCUUCGCUACAACCCCACCCCUUCCCCUACCACUAGCUCUUCUGGGCGACGUGGCCGUGCUCGUUCCUUAAACGACUCAGACGACGAAGACAACAUGGGCGCUACAUACGUAGAGAACUUGGCUCACACCAGAAAGGAGGCAACACGCAGACAGCGCAUCGAGGCUGAGCAAAGGCGAAGAGACGAAUUACGCGAUGGCUAUGCCAAAUUGAAGGACGUCUUACCAGUUUCUAACCAGAAGAGUAGCAAGGUGUCGCUACUCGAGCGAGCGACGAAUCACAUCAUCUUGCUGGAUAAACAGACACAAGAGAUGCAGGCUCGUCUCAUGCUGCUGGAGCAGGAGGUACAACGCCUUCGUGCUGUCAACGAGAAAAUCUCGCUUGGCACUAGCAACUCCCCUUCGCCGGGAAAUCUUCAUGGCGUCGAUGCUCGACCAUUGUCGCCUCCCCCUGAGCCUGGGAUGCCCACUCAUUCUCUUGCUCAUGUUCAAGGCCAAGAGCCCCCGCGAGAGGAUUCACGCAGUCCUGCUGCCUCGGAUUACUGAGGUGCUGUGGCUCACGCCAUUAUCAACGGACAUUGCUUCCAUCCAUUUUCAUCAU